Microthlaspi erraticum is the source of this 2127-nucleotide messenger RNA. NCBI's taxonomy places the organism in Eukaryota, Viridiplantae, Streptophyta, Magnoliopsida, Brassicales, Brassicaceae. The record is from the annotation of a GenBank genome assembly.
AUGGAUGAAGGAGAUGGGAGGGAUCAGAUGGAUCAGUUCCAUCGAAACGAAGCGAUCUCUGCCGUCGCCGACGACUCUUUCAUGGCCGAGGAAGAGGACGACGAUUAUGAGGAUCUCUACAACGACGUUAAUGUCGGAGAAUUGUUUCUUCAGUCUGUGAGGAAGAACGACGAAACGGGAUCGAGAGACGAGGAGAAGGAGAAGGUCAAGGUCAAAACCGAGGGAGAAGAUAGGGUUGAGCCUGUUUUAGCUAAAUCGGAAGCUGAGGUCUCGAUACCUGAUUUGGUUGGUGAGAGCGCUGCUACGGAUGCAGAAAUGGAAGCAGGAGGAGAAAGUGGUACUGAUGUGGUAGCUGCUUCUAGUGGAUACGGAGCUCAAGAGGUCAAGGUAAGUGAUGUUAGCCAGCAGAUUCCUGGAGGAACUGUUACCGGAACUGGAGGCGGGAUUAAAGUUGAGCUAGGGCAAGCUCCUAAUCGGGCAAAUGAUGUCGAGGCUCCUAGAGGAAACAACAUUUCUCAGGGUCUCUUGCCGCCACCGCCUGCCUUGGGAAACAACGAGGGUUUGGUGAGACCUAUGAUGGUUAAUGUUAAUGGCGUGAUCCCUCCUGGACCUCCUGCUAAUGCCAUGGUUGGGAACGGAGGUACAAUCGGUAUGCCUGGUGUUCCUACUGGAGCGGGACCCGGUGGUGGAGGAGGCGGCAACGGAACUUUUCUUUUCGUUGGGGAUUUGCAUUGGUGGACAACUGAUGCUGAGCUUGAGGCAGAGCUCUGCAAGUAUGGUCAAGUGAAGGAGGUUAAGUUCUUCGAUGAGAAAGCCAGUGGUAAGUCGAAAGGGUAUUGUCAAGUGGAGUUCUUUGAUCCAAUGGCGGCUACGGCUUGCAAAGAGGGAUUGAAUGGGUAUGCCUUCAACGGUAGGCCUUGUGUUGUUGAGUAUGCGUCUCCGUAUUCGGUUAAGAGGAUGGGAGAGGCACAGGUGAAUAGAACCCAACAGGCGCAAUCUGUGAUUGCACAAGCUAAGAGAGGAGGGCCUGCUGAUGCUCCUCCUAGUAAACCCGUCGGGACGAACAACAACAACGGCACUGGAGGGAACUUCCAAGGAGGGGAAAAUAGAGGGUUUGGUAGAGGUAAUUGGGGUAGAGGUAACGGUCAAAUGGGUGGUAGAGGACCAGGUGGUCAGAUGAGGAAUAGGCCUGGUGGGAUGGGUGGAAGAGGUUUGAUGGGUAAUGGUGGGUUUGGUCAGGGAAUGGGUGGAGGGCCUCCUAUGAAUAUGAUGCAUCCUCAGUCAAUGAUGGGUCAAGGGUUUGAGCAAGCUUUUGGUGGACCGAUGGCGAGAAUGGGAGGCUAUGGAGGAUUCCCUGGGGCUCCUGGUCCACCGUUUCCUGGACUUUUGUCCUCAUUCCCUCCUGUAGGAGGAGUUGGUUUACCUGGAGUGGCACCUCAUGUGAAUCCAGCGUUUUUUGGGAGAGGUAUGCCAAUGAAUGGAAUGGGGAUGAUGCCAAAUGCUGGUGUUGAUGGAGGGCAUAACAUGGGAAUGUGGGAUCCUAAUAAUGGAGGAUGGGGCGGUGGUGAAGAUUUGGGUGGUGGGAGAGGUACUGAAUCGAGUUAUGGGGAGGAAGCUGCAUCUGACCAUCAGUAUGGAGAGGUGAAUCACGAGAGAGGAGGUCGUCCCAAUCCUGUGAAGGAAAAAGAAAGGGAAUGGUCUGGUUCAUCUGAUAGAAGGAAUCGUGAGGAUAAAGAUGCUGGUUAUGAAAGGGACGUGCCUAGGGAGAAAGAUGUUGGGCAUGGUUAUGAUUUGCAAGAGAGAAGGCAUCGUGAUGAUAGAGACGCUGGUCGUGAGCGUGAGAGGGAGCAUCAUCAUAAGGAACGUGAACGCUCCAGGGAUCAUGAGCGAGAACGUGAUCGUGACAGAGAAAGGGACAGGGAGAGGGAUCGUCCUAGAGAAGAACGAGAAAGAUAUGGUGGUGAUCAUCGUGGUAGACACAGGGACGAGCCUGAGCAUGAUGAUGAAUGGAACAGAGGUCGAUCAUCCAGAGGACACAGCAAGUCACGGUUGUCUCGGGAAGAUAAUCAUCGCUCAAGAUCAAGGGAUGCUGAUUAUGGGAAACGAAGGCGGCUUACUACUGAAUAA